AACCCGGUCGCAUCAACAUCGCCGGAAUCAGGUUAUUCCUCCUAUUUCUUCUUCCAAUUGAUAUUUUGAAGUAUCCACACAACCCGAUAAACCCACAAAAGAUUCACGAUUUAUGUUAUUCAUCAGCAUAUAACACUGUAUAGAUCUAUGCAGUCGUUAUUGCUCAACAUUCAUAUAGCGAUCUAACUGGAAAACAGCUGAUCAGCAUCUGAGAUAAUUAGGCUGGUCUUUUUCAGGUGACUGAUAAGGAUUUGUUAAUUGAUAACUUAUAGCUGUAAUAUUAUGGAUGAUGAAGAAGAAAAACUAGACAAUAUAGAACUUUCUGGGGGAGGCGAUUCAUUCAGCAAUGUAGAUUUAAAAGUGGAAACAUCUGAUUCAGAACAUAUCAGUACUGUUGACAUUAGCAUUGCAGAUGUUGUAGGAAGCUAUUCUAAGGAGGGAGGGGUUGAUUCUGAAAGUAGAUAUGUGGAUGAUGGUAUGUUUGAGCAGGUAUCAUUAGAUAAAGAAAAAGAGAAGAUUGUUCGGGAUUCUGAGAGUGGUAAUGCUGGGGAUUUGGAUAAUCUUAGGAGCUCAUCUGGUGGAAAUGAGGAGACAUUUGGAGUUUCGGUUAAAGGCAGUACAGUUGACUCUGAUUCUUCACCAGCUGUUGUUCAAGUACAUCAGGAUGGUAAUGCCUCAAAUCGUGGAUCAGGGGGACUAUCACCUUAUCUCUCUGAGCAAUCAUCUACUCGAACUAGUUAUGAUUCCCCCUUGUAUGCAUAUGGGGAUGGCGGACACUCCCCAAUUGGUUCACCCCGAAAGCCUAAGCCAAAACCCGUGCCAAAUGUUUCACCAGAGCUCUUGCAUUUGGUGGAUUCUGUUAUCAUGGGGAAGCCUGAAAGCAUGGACAGUCUGAAGAAUAUUGUGAGCGGAGUAGAAAGCUUCGGUAAUGGACAAGAGGCAGAGAGCAUUGCAUUAUUGGUGGUUGAUUCACUUCUUGCAACGAUGGGUGGUGUUGAAUCUUUUGAGGAAGAAGAGGAUAACAACCCACCUAGUGUGAUGUUGAACUCCAGGGCUGCCGUAGUAUCAGGUGAGCUUAUUCCAUGGCUUCCUUGGUUAGCAGAUACCGUGGGUUUCAUGUCCCCUAGGACACGGAUGGUCCGUGGAUUGCUUGCUAUAUUGCGAGCUUGUACAAGAAACAGAGCUAUGUGCUGUUCGGCAGGUUUGUUGGGGGCUCUUUUGCGGUCAGCUGAGAAGAUUUUUGUUGAUGAUGCUGAUUCAACUAAGCAGUUGCGAUGGGAUGGAACUCCUUUAUGCUCCUGCAUCCAAUACUUAGCUGGACAUUCCCUUAGUGUAACAGAUUUGAAAAGGUGGUUUUUCACAAUUACAAAAACAAUACACACUUCAUGGGCACCUCGUUUAAUGCUUUCGUUGGAGAAGGCACUGGGCAGCAAAGAGUCAAGGGGUCCAGUAUCUUCAUUUGAAUUCGAUGGUGAAAGUUCUGGUUUGCUUGGUCCAGGGGAGAGCCGUUGGCCCUUUCCUAAUGGGUAUGCAUUUGCAACAUGGAUCUAUAUUGAAUCGUUUGCGGACACCUUAAACACAGCUACUGCUGCUGCAGCAAUUGCUGCAGCAGCAGCAGCUAAAUCCGGAAAAUCAUCAGCUGUAUCUGCUGCUGCUGCUGCUAGUGCGCUAGCAGGUGAAGGCAUGGCACACAUGCCUCGACUUUUCAGCUUCUUAUCUGCUGAUAAUCAGGGUAUGGAGGCAUAUUUUCAUGCUCAAUUUUUGGUGGUUGAAAGUGGUAGUGGGAAAGGUAGGAAGGCUUCUUUGCAUUUUACCCAUGCAUUUAAGCCACAAUGUUGGUAUUUUGUUGGUCUUGAGCAUACUUCCAAGCAAGGGUUACUUGGUAAGGCAGAGAGUGAACUGAGAUUGUACAUUGAUGGAACUUUGUAUGAAAGUCGUCCUUUUGAAUUCCCUCGAAUAUCCAAGCCACUUGCAUUUUGCUGCAUUGGAACGAACCCACCCCCAACAAUGGCCGGUUUACAGAGACGCCGUCGCCAAUGUCCUUUGUUUGCUGAGAUGGGACCUGUAUAUAUCUUUAAAGAACCAAUUGGUCCAGAGAGGAUGGCUCAGUUGGCUUCUAGAGGAGGAGACGCACUCCCUUCAUUUGGUAAUGCUGCAGGAUCACCAUGGUUGGCAACAUUUGCUCAUGUGCAAAAUGUUUCAGAAGAAAGUGCACGUUUAGAUGCAGAAAUAGCAGGAUACCUUCACCUUCUAUAUCAUCCUAGUCUACUAAGUGGUCGAUUCUGUCCAGAUGCUUCUCCUUCUGGCGCUGCAGGGAUGCUCCGACGACCUGCUGAAGUUCUUGGGCAGGUACAUGUGGCUACAAGGAUGCGGCCUGCAGAAGCUUUGUGGGCUUUGGCAUAUGGAGGUUCAAUGUCUUUGCUUCCAUUCGUAGUAAGCAAGGUUGAUAAUGAUAGCUUGGAACCAACAAGGGGAGAUCUUACUCUGUCACUGGCCACAACGGCUCUUGCUGCCCCAAUAUUUAGGAUUAUAUCACUUGCAAUCCAACAUCCGGGCAACAAUAAUGAGCUGUGUCGUACUAAAGGGCCAGAAGUUUUGUCAAAAAUUUUAACCUAUCUUCUACAAACUUUAUCUUCACUUGAUGUUACCAAGCAUGGAGUGGCUGAUGAGGAAAUUGUAGCAGCUAUUGUCUCUUUAUGUCAAUCUCAGAAGAAUAAUUAUGCACUUAAAGUGCAGCUUUUCAGUACGCUGUUGCUGGAUUUGAAAAUUUGGAGUUUAUGCAGCUAUGGCUUACAGAAGAAACUUUUAUCGUCCCUAGCAGAUAUGGUUUUCACCGAGUCAUCUGUGAUGCGUGAUGCUAAAGCUAUUCAAACUCUUCUUGAUGGCUGCAGGAGAUGCUAUUGGACUAUUCGUGAAAAAGAUUCAGUGAAUACAUUUUCUCUUAAUGGAGCUGCACGUCCGGUUGGAGAAGUGAAUGCUUUAGUUGAUGAGCUUCUAGUGCUUAUUGAACUUCUUGUGGUGGCCGCUCCUUCUUCAAUGGCUGUGGAUGAUAUUCGUUCUUUACUUGGCUUCUUGGUUGAUUCUCCUCAACCAAAUCAGGUCGCAAGGGCGUUGCACCUGCUAUAUAGGUUGGUGGUACAACCAAAUACUUCUAGAGCUCAAACGUUUUCAGAGGCAUUCAUAUCUUGUGGUGGCAUAGAAGCACUUCUUGUCCUAUUGCAGCGGGAAGCAAAAGCCGGAGAUUAUGACGUACCAGACCCUUUGGUCAAUAAUGAUGAAGCUGUGACAUCCCCAGGAGCUAAAGCCAACGGUGGUGGUGGUUUGGAAAAUAGCAAAACCGAUGAUGUUGUGUCCUUGGAUAGAAAUGAAUUGUCAUCUCAUGAACCUCAGACUCGUACUAGUGCCAAUACCAUUCCCAUAGGCUCUAAUAUGGAAAGCAAGGAAUCAGUUUCUGAGAGUCAGUUUAAAAAGAUUUUGGGUGGUAUAAAUUUUUCUAUCAGUGCCGAUAAUGCAAGGAACAAUGUCUACAAUGUUGACAACAGUGACGGUAUUGUUGUUGCUAUAAUUGGCCUGUUUGGAGCUUUAGUCAUCUCUGGGCAUCUCAAAUCUGGAUCCCAUACUCCAGAUAUGACACGCAACAUUCAUGGUUUGCUUGAGGGUGGGGGUAGUAUGUUUGAAGAUAAAGUUUCACUUCUACGUUAUGCUUUGCAAAAGGCUUUCCAGGCAGCACCAAACAGGCUUAUGACUGGCAACGCUUACAUGGCUUUAUUGAGCGCCUCGUUAAAUGCAUCCACGACAGAUGAGGGAUUGAACUUCUACGACUCCCGACAUCGCUUUGAGCAUUCACAGCUUCUGGUGGUUCUAUUGAGUUCACUUCCACAUGCACCAAAGAGUUUCCAAUGCCGAGCACUACAGGAUCUUCUGAUUUUGGCAUGCAGCCAUUCUGAAAACAGAAACAGGCUCACUAAGAUGGAAGAAUGGCCUGAAUGGAUAUUGGAAAUUCUUAUUUCCAAUUAUGAGAUGUGUGGGAAGAACACUUCAAUGUCUUCAGGCUUCAGAGAUGUUGAAGACCUUAUAUACAAUUUCCUCAUCAUCAUGUUGGAGCACUCGAUGCGUCAAAAGGAUGGAUGGAAGGAUAUUGAAGCUACAAUUCAUUGUGCAGAAUGGCUUUCGAUGGUGGGUGGAUCUAGUACAGGAGAGCAGCGCAUAAGACGAGAGGAAUUGUUGCCCAUUUUUAAGAGAAGGCUUUUAUGUGGGCUGCUGGACUUUGCUGCUAGGGAACUGCAGGUUCAGACUCAAGUUAUUGCUGCAGCUGCUGCUGGUGUUGCCGCUUACGGAUUACCACCGGAGGUUUCUAAGGCAGAAGCAGAGAAUUCUGCCCAACUUUCUGUGGCUUUGGUAGAGAAUGCAAUCGUGGUGUUAAUGCUUGUUGAAGACCAUUUGCGCCUGCAAAGCAAACUUUAUAGUUUUUCUCUCAUUCAAGAUGGUUAUGAUUCCUCUCUUUCAUCUGUGGUCCGUGUUGGUAACCACACAAAUCUCCCCAAAAUCCCAGAACCUUUGGAAGCAGAGACUUCAUCUACUGAAUCUAGAAGUCUUCCCCUUGAUGUGCUUGCUUCUAUGGCUGACACUAAGGGGCAAAUUUCGGCAAUAGUGAUGGAACGGCUUACAGCUGCUGCAGCAGCUGAACCCUAUGAUUCUGUUUCUUGUGCUUUUGUAUCAUAUGGCAGCUGUGCUGUAGAUUUAGCUGAAGGUUGGAAAUAUAGAAGUAGAUUAUGGUAUGGGGUCGGUCUUCCUACGGAAACAUCCAAUUUCGGUGGUGGUGGCAGUGGCUGGGAUGCCUGGAAUUCUGCUUUGGAGAAAGAUUCAAAUGGUAACUGGAUUGAACUGCCUUUAGUAAAUAAAUGUGUUGCCAUGCUACAAGCUUUGUUGUUAGACGAGUCCGGGCUUGGUGGUGGUCUUGGUAUCGGAGGAGGUUCUGGUACAGGGAUGGGAGGCAUGGCGGCCCUUUAUCAGUUGUUAGACAGUGACCAGCCCUUCUUAUGCAUGCUCCGGAUGAUACUUGUUUCGAUGAGGGAAGAAGAUGAUGGUGAAAAUAGUAUGCUUACGAGGAAUCUUAGUGCUGAUGAAGGGUCUUUUGAAGGAUCACGUGGACAAGAUGGAAGUGUUCCAUCAUCCUUAGAAAACAGUCAUCGGACAUCAAUGAGGCAGCCCCGUUCUGCAUUAUUGUGGAGUGUGCUUUCGCCCCUCUUGAACAUGCCAAUUUCAGAGUCCAAGCGACAGAGAGUGUUGGUUGCAUCUUCCGUUUUAUAUUCUGAGGUGUGGCAGGCUGUUAGCCGGGACAGAGUCCCUCUUCGAAAACAGUAUCUAGAAGCUAUUUUGCCACCAUUUGUUUCGGUUUUAAGGAGAUGGCGACCUUAUUUAGCUGGAAUUCAUGAGCUUGUGGCCACUGAUGGUUUGAAUCCUCUAGCUGUCGAUGACCCAGCCUUGGCCGCUGAUGCACUGCCUAUAGAGGGUGCUCUUGCCAUGAUCACACCUGGUUGGGCUGCUGCUUUUGCAUCUCCACCUGCUGCAUUGGCAUUGGCGAUGAUUGCUGCAGGUGCCGGUGGAGGGGAAGCCGCCGCUCCUGCAACAACUGUGAAUCCACAACGCGACUCUUCCUCCUCACUUGGUCGAAAGCCCGCUAGGCUUCAUUCUUUUGCUAGCUUUCGUGAACCUAGAGAGGCAGCUAGCAAGCCAUCAACUGCAAAAGACAAGGCUGCUGCAAAAGCAGCAGCACUGGCUGCUGCUCGUGAUAUUGAACGUAAUGCAAAAAUUGGUUCUGGAAGAGGUCUGAGUGCCGUGGCAAUGGCUACAGCUGCACAGAGACGGAAUAGAAGUGAUAUGGACCGUGUAAAGAGAUGGAAUGUUUCUGAAGCAAUGGGAACUGCCUGGAUGGAGUGUUUGCCAUCUGCCGACAACAAACCAGUUUUUAAGAAAGAUUUUAAUGCUCUUUCAUAUAAAUUCAUUGCCGUUCUAGUUGGAAGCUUAGCUUUAGCUAGAAACUUGCAACGAUCAGAGGUUGACAGGCGUGCGCAAGUUGAUUCCAUUGCUCGGCAUCGUGCAUGCACUGGCAUACGUGCCUGGUGUAAACUCAUCCAUUACUUGAUAGAGACAGAAUGUCUCUUCGGACCAAUCAGUGAAAAUCUUUACAAUCCUGAACGAAUUUUCUGGAAGCUAGAUCACAUGGAAAGUUCUACACGGAUGCGGAGAUGUUUGAGGAGGGACUUUGAGGGAUCGGAUCAUUUUGGUGCUGCUGCAAAUUAUGAAGAUCCUGUGGAGCCGAAACAUGGUAAAGAGAAUGUAGCCAGUCCUUCUAAGGCCUCUAUUUUGCCUACAGAAGCUAUCUCAAUGGAAUUAGUAAAUGACGAUGAUGAACAAGAGGAUAUUGUUAAUAUGGAGGGAAAGACUAAUGAUAUGGGGAAGAUAGAUGAUACACAAACAAGGCUAUCUGGGAUAGCAGAGCAGCCGUUGCAUGUGCCAGAUUCUACGAAAUCCCAAGUUGGAAAUAACGAAGAGUUUGCGAGUUCAGCAGCAGUUGGCCCUGGUUAUAUUCCCAGUGAACAUGACGAAAGAGUUAUUCUUGAGCUCUCGGCAUCAAUGGUCCGACCAUUAAAGGUUUGGCAAGGAACAUUUCAGAUAACAACGAGAAAAAUCAACUUUCUUCUUGAUAAAUCUGAGGGCAUUAUCGGGGAGGAUGGGUUGGAUCAUAAAACUGAAAGCAAAGUUGUAGAUAAGGACCGGAGUUGGUUGAUAUCUUCUCUUCAUCAAGUAUACAGCAGGAGAUAUCUCCUAAGAAGAAGUGCUCUGGAAUUGUUUAUGGUUGACCGAUCAAACUUCUUCUUUGACUUUGGGACUACCGAGGGGAGGAGGAGCGCAUAUCGAGCCAUUGUUCAAGCACAUCCUUCUCAUUUAAACAAUAUAUACUUGGCGACUCAGAGACCAGACCAACUUCUCAAGAGGACUCAACUUAUGGAACGUUGGGCACGCUGGGAGAUCAGCAACUUCGAAUAUCUAAUGCAGCUCAACACACUGGCUGGGCGUAGUUAUAAUGACAUCACCCAGUAUCCCGUUUUCCCAUGGAUUCUUUCAGAUUACAAGUCGAAGCAUUUGGAUCUUGCAAAUCCCUCAUCUUACCGAGAUCUAUCAAAGCCUGUGGGAGCACUAAAUGCUGAUCGGUUGAAAAAGUUUCAGGAGAGAUACUACAGCUUUAACGAUACUGUCAUACCCAAGUUCCAUUAUGGUUCACAUUACUCAAGUGCCGGGACAGUAUUGUAUUAUCUCAUGCGAGUGGAGCCAUUUACUACUCUUUCAAUUCAAUUACAAGGUGGCAAGUUUGACCAUGCUGACAGAAUGUUUUCAGAUAUUUCUGCUACAUGGAAUGGUGUUCUAGAGGACAUGAGUGAUGUGAAGGAACUGGUUCCUGAGCUGUUUUACCUUCCAGAGCUAUUAUUGAAUGAGAAUUCAAUUGAUUUUGGUACCACACAACUUGGAGAUAAGCUAGAUUGUGUUAGGCUUCCUCCUUGGGCUGAAAACCCUGUUGAUUUUGUGCAUAAGCAUCGGAUGGCUCUUGAAAGUGAGCAUGUCUCAGCACAUUUGCAUGAAUGGAUAGAUCUCAUAUUCGGGUAUAAGCAACGAGGAAAAGAAGCUAUUUCAGCAAACAAUGUAUUCUUCUACAUCACCUAUGAAGGGACUGUGGAUAUAGACAAAAUUGUGGAUCCGGUUCAACAACGUGCUAUGCAAGAUCAAAUUGCUUACUUUGGACAAACCCCGUCACAACUUUUAACGACACCUCACAUAAAGAAGAUGCCACUUUCAGAUGUUCUUCAUAUGCAGACCAUCUUCCGAAAUCCCAAAGAAGUCAAAGCAUAUAGUGUUUCAUCUCCGGAACGCUGCAAUCUACCUGCUUCAGCCAUUCGGGCAUCUUCAGAUUCUCUUCUAAUCGUUGAUAUGGAUGCUCCGGCAGCACAUAUUGCACAACACAAAUGGCAACCAAAUACACCCGAUGGCCAAGGAACACCGUUCCUGUUUCAACAUGCAAAGGCUAACACAAGCUCGAGUGGUGGAAGUUUCAUGCGUAUGUUCAAAGGACCAUCAGGAUCCAGCUCAGAGGAAUCGCAAUAUCCUCAGGCUCUUGCAUAUGCAGCUCCAGGACUUAGGAGCUCUUCCAUAGUCUCCAUCACAUGUGACAACGAAAUUAUCACGGGUGGACAUGUGGACAACAGUGUUCGGCUAAUAUCACCUGAUGGUGCAAAAACCAUGGAGAUAGCUCGAGGUCAUUCAGCACCUGUGACAUGUAUGUCUCUCUCACCCGAUAGCAACUAUCUCGUGACUGGUUCCCGAGACACAAUGGUUCUAGUCUGGAGGAUACAUCAAUCAGCCACUCCUCAAACAAGCAGCAUAUCGGAAUUUCCCUCUAACGCAGGAACACCAACUUCAGCUGGCACUAAUACUAUAAAUAGCUUGCCGGAUAAGAAUCGGAAACGACGAAUUGAGGGUCCCAUACAGGUUAUCCGGGGCCAUUUUGGAGAAGUUUUGAGCUGUUGUGUUGAUUCAGAUCUUGGAGUUGUUGCUUCGUGCUCUGAAUCUUCAGACGUUUUGCUUCAUUCAGUGAGCAGGGGUAGAUUGCUCAGAAGGCUUGAUGGUGUAAAGGCACAUAUGGUCUGCCUUUCACCGGGUGGUGUCGUGAUUACUUAUAAUCGGUCGUUGUACACUCUCUCGACUCAUACGCUUAACGGGAUGUUGAUUUCUCGAGCACAUCUUUCAUUCUCGUCUACCGUAAGUUGCAUGGAGGUUUCUUCAGAUGGACGAAGUCUCUUGAUUGGACUGAAUUCGUGUUCAGAAAACAACGAUGUCAGCAGAAUGAAGUCCAAAACGCAAGAAACUGAAGGCGGUGAGCCUGAAUCGAAAGAAAAUGAGGAAAUGGAAAGAUUGGAUAUUUCAUCUCCUUCGAUCUGCUUCCUUGAUCUGCACACUCUUAAGGUAUUUCACACAUUGGAACUGAAAGAAGGCCAAGAUAUAACAACACUUGCAAUGAACAAGGACAACACAAAUCUCUUGGUUUCAACAGCUGACAAACAAUUGAUUGUGUUCACCGAUCCUGCUCUGAGCUUGAAGGUGGUAGAUCAGAUGCUCAAGCUUGGUUGGGAAGGUGAUGGGCUUAGUCCGUUCAUGAAAUAAAAACCUUGGCUCCGUCUUCGUGGUUCGGACCUCGUUGACCAUGAGUCGAGUCAACAAGAGAAAAGACAUUUUUUCAACGAUUUCUUUUGUGGAUGGGACCUGAGGCUGAGACACAGAUUCAAUUAGCAGGUGUUCUUGUGGUGUAACAUAUGUUUUUCUUCAGGUAGGAACAACUUUCGUAUAUAUGAACUAUACAUCGAUUGCAAGAUAUUAGAUGUAAAAUAGACGGUGAGUUAUGCGGAAUUCAGACUUUGGUGUUGUAAAUUGUUGCCACCAUGGAAGUGGCAUUUGAGUUUUUGCA
Cynara cardunculus var. scolymus (artichoke) is the source of this 9517-nucleotide messenger RNA. Its product is annotated as BEACH domain-containing protein C2-like. The coding region runs from base 283 to 9216 and encodes 2977 amino acids. NCBI's taxonomy places the organism in Eukaryota, Viridiplantae, Streptophyta, Magnoliopsida, Asterales, Asteraceae. The transcript is spliced from 32 exons. The record is from RefSeq and is a predicted model, not a curated record. Gene Ontology annotation, molecular function: protein binding.